Penicillium alfredii is the source of this 1503-nucleotide messenger RNA. It is a transcript of the gene fgaCat, whose product is annotated as catalase easC. The transcript has 4 exons. Lineage: Eukaryota; Fungi; Ascomycota; Eurotiomycetes; Eurotiales; Aspergillaceae. Gene Ontology annotation, molecular function: heme binding; catalase activity. The coding region runs from base 1 to 1503 and encodes 500 amino acids. Gene Ontology annotation, biological process: response to hydrogen peroxide; hydrogen peroxide catabolic process. Gene Ontology annotation, cellular component: cytoplasm; peroxisome; mitochondrion. The record is from RefSeq and is a predicted model, not a curated record.
AUGGGCCAAGACGACGAGCCGAAGACCUACCGCUACAAUGAGACUCCGGUCUACACAACCUCCAAUGGCUGCCCGGUCAUGGACCCCCAGGCCUCGCAGCGCGUGGGUUCCAAUGGCCCACUCCUGCUGCAAGAUUUCCACUUGAUUGACCUGCUGGCACACUUUGACCGCGAGCGUAUUCCAGAGCGUGUGGUUCACGCCAAAGGUGCAGGUGCCUAUGGCGAGUUCGAGGUCACCGAUGACAUCAGCGAUAUUACCACGAUCGACAUGCUCAAGGGCGUCGGCAAGAAAACCAAGCUCCUCACGCGCUUCUCGACCGUCGGCGGUGAAAAGGGAUCCGCAGACAGCGCGCGCGACCCGCGAGGCUUCGCCAUGAAGUUCUACACGAACGAGGGCAACUGGGACUGGGUGUUCAACAACACACCCGUAUUCUUCCUGCGCGACCCAGCCAAGUUCCCGAUCUUCAUCCACACGCAGAAGCGCAACCCGCAAACCAAUCUCAAAGACGCAACAAUGUUCUGGGACUACCUGUCAACGCACCACGAAGCCGUGCACCAGGUGAUGCACCUAUUCAGCGACCGCGGCACGCCAUACUCCUACCGCCACAUGAACGGCUACUCGGGCCACACAUACAAGUGGACCAAGCCCGACGGCACCUUCAACUAUGUCCAGAUACACUGCAAAACAGACCAGGGCAACAAGACCUUCACCAACGACGAGGCCGGCAGACUCGCCUCCGAGAACCCAGACUGGCACACGCAGGACCUCUUCGACGCCAUCCAGCGCGGCGAGAACCCCUCCUGGACCUGCUACGUGCAAACCCUCUCCCCGGAACAAGCCGAGAAGUUCCGCUGGAACGUCUUCGAUCUGACCAAGAUCUGGCCGCAGAGCGAGGUGCCACUGCGCCGCUUUGGCCGCUUCACGCUGAACCGCAAUCCGCAAAACUACUUCGCUGAGAUCGAGCAGGCCGCCUUCUCGCCCUCGCACAUGGUCCCGGGAGUCGAGCCCUCCGCCGACCCCGUCCUGCAGUCCCGUCUCUUCUCGUACCCGGACACCCACCGCCACCGGCUCGGCGGCAACUACGAGCAGAUCCCUGUGAACUGCCCGCUCAACGCCUUCAGUCCCUGGCACCGCGACGGCGCUAUGAACGUCCACGGCAACUACGGCGCCAACCCCAACUACCCCUCCACCUUCCGUCCGCUCGCGUACAAGCCCGUCAAGGCGAGCAAUGACCAUGAAAAAUGGGUCGGUUCUGUUGUUGCGGACCAGCUGCCUGUCUCGGCUGAGGAUUACGUUCAGGCGAACGGCCUUUGGCAGGUCCUUGGUCGCCAGCCCGGUCAGCAGGAUCACUUUGUUGCUAAUGUCUCUGGACACCUCUGCAAUGCCCAUGAGCGGGUCCGCAAGCAGACGUAUGGGAUGUUCCGUCGUGUGAACCGCGAUCUUGGUGCUCGCAUCCAGUCUGCUACGGAGGCUAAUGUUACCAAGACCUCGGCGCGGCUAUAG